GAGCCGUGCUGUCUUUCUCCGCAGAGUGGAGACUCGGUCCGGCCAGAGAAGGCUCAACACAAGAGAGGACUGGAGGGUCAAAAAUCUAAAUAAAAGUACACACCGCAAUGGGGGAAGAGCUGAACCGCAGAGAGAAGAGGACGGUCGCUUGAUUUGCCCCCGUGUUUCUGAACGCUAUGCGGGAGAAACAGACGACAGUUUAGGUCGCAACGGUCCGCGGCAGUGAUUCCACAUCAGAAACGUUAACGAGCAACGGUCGGAAGUACCUGAAUACCUGCAGUGUGUUUCGCACCAACGUUAGCCUCGGCUCGGUGACAUUGAGAGGCAGAGAGUGGGGUUAGAGAGUCUACAAGACGGGACAGGAGAAAGUUUCUCAGGCUUGGCGCAGACACAGCGGUUAAACAAUGCGGCUGACCCCGACAAAGUCCCUUUCAUCGGCAGCGCUGCUGAUCCUGCUGGUUGUCCGCUGGUCCGACAGCAUUUCCUUGUCUCCCCAAGAGGCGAACCAGUUUCUGAGCAGACACAGGAGAGCAAAUCAAGUUUUCGAGGAGACGAAGCAAGGACACUUGGAGAGGGAGUGUGUGGAGGAAAAGUGCAGCAAAGAGGAGGCCAGAGAAGUGUUUGAAAACGACCCUGAGACGGACUACUUCUAUCCCAAGUAUUUAGCCUGUAUGGAGAAGUUUGGAGAUGCCGAAAAGAAGAAACAGGAUCUGAUUACAUGUGUUCACAAUAUUCCAAACCAGUGCUCUCCUUCUCCCUGUAAUGCCGGAGGUACAGUGCGCUGCGAGGACAAAAAGGGCGACUUCCUCUGUCACUGUUUCACAGGCUGGGCAGGAGCCAGAUGUGAGAAAGAUGUCGACGAGUGCAGCAAGAGAAACGGAGGGUGUGACCAUGAGUGCAACAACACUAUGGGCAGUUACCGCUGCUCCUGUCACCAGGGCUACAUGUUGGUAGGACGCCACAUGUGUGACGAUGUGGAUGAGUGUGAGGAUCCAGGUGUGUGUGGAACAGCCCGGUGUGAGAACAAUGAGGGCAGCUACGAUUGCUUGUGCGAUGUCGGCUACGUGUACGACAAUGAAUCCAAGAGCUGUGUUGAUGUGGAUGAGUGUGAGGCAGGUGUGUGUGCCGAGGAGUGCCUGAACACUCCAGGGAGUUUCCGUUGCUUCUGUGAUGGUCGUCAGGGCAUGAAGCUGGGCCAGGACCUCAGGAGCUGUAAGCCUAUAACUCCCUGUAUGUCGCCGUCUCUGAAGAGGAACUCUCGCUCCUUGUACUUGGGCCGUAUGUUCAGUGGCGUACCAGUGGUGAGGCUCCGCUUCCGCCGGAGGAUUCAAACUGGCUUUUCUGCAGAGUUUGACUUCCGCACCUACGACCCUGAGGGGGUGAUCUUCUUUGCCGGAGGUCACUUAAACAGCUCCUGGAUUGUGCUUGCAAUGCAUCAUGGGAGGCUGGAGCUGCAGCUGAAGUACGGCACAGUCAGCAGGGUCACCAGCAGCGGACCCAUGGUCAAUGACGGCCAGUGGAGAAAGAUCUCGGUGGAGGAGCAGGGGCGGAGCCUAGUGAUUAAGAUCGACAGGGAGGCCGUCAUGAAGAUCGCAGUAAACGGUGAUCUGUUCACGCUAAAGAAGGGCAUGCACGAGCUCAACCUCACCGUAGGGGGAGUCCCUUUCAGAGAGGACGGCCUCGUCAAUCAGGUGAACCCACGCCUGGACGGCUGUAUGAGGGACUGGAGGUGGUUGACGGGAGAAGAUACGUCAAUACAAGAAACCAUCCGCUCCAAUGACAACAUGCAGUGUUUCAGCACCGAGGAUCCUGGAGCGUACUACCCCGGCGCAGGCUUCGCUCUCUUCAACAUCAGCUAUGAAUCACAGAACCUAAGCGUGCAGCUGACCCUGCGUCCUACUUCUGCAAUCGGAGUGUUGUUUGCACUUGUUUACCAGGACAGAGUCCCUCUCUCCAUCUCUCUGGCCGACUAUCAUCCCGGCACUGAUGAAUGGAGAGAUUUUGUUUUGGUAUCUGUAGGUGAUGUCAUCAUUGCCAGCUCUCCUGCCCCCCUGUGUGACGGUGAGAGUCAUGUAAUCCAGGUGACGAUCUCAGGCAACCAGACCGUGCUGCUGGUCGACGGCCAGCCUGGACGCAGUGAAGACAGCGACAUUCCUACUGACAUCCUGUCACAGUCCACCACCUUUAUAGGAGGCAUCCCUGAUGUUCCUCUGCCGUCCACGCUGGUGUCGGCGCCCUACAGCGGCUGUAUGGAGGUCAGUGUUAAUGGACAGCCUUUGGACUUGGACCAGGCCAUCCACAAACACAACGACAUCCGCUCACACUCCUGCCCCCUGCUGGACUUCCACCAGUGACCAGCGCAACUGAUCCAUAAGUAGUUUAUUGAGGCAAUGGGGAUUAUUUCCAAUAUAUUUAUAUAUAUAUAUUAUAUAAUAUAUUUUUAGAUUGGAAUGUAAAACAAAAAAUAAAAAAGCUGGACCAGGUGUCGUGGUUCAGCUUGAGCCUUAGCCCAGGAUCCCCCUGUCCUUUUACUGUGAUGACACUGCUGCCUAGAGGCAUUUGUGGGGAUUUUCACAGUAUUCUCAGUAUAAUGACUCUGUAAGGCAGUUAGUCAACCAAUGAGCAAUGUCCCCUGUACUAGGCAGAAGAUAAUGGGAAUAAAUGCUGCACAACAUUGCCUCAAAAACUGCCCAUGUAUCACAGCCUUGUAAGCCCACAAGAACACACAGGGCCUUAUGUAGAUCAGUGUCCAGUGGCUGGUCUCGGGUCAGCCUACGACGCCUGGCACCCUGAGCUUAAAUGCAGAUCUGACCGGAACUUUGUAGGCAGAGUGACUAUUUGCUGCGGUCACGUUGCUUACAUCCAGUCCACGUAAAGGCCCACGCUCACAAAGCUUGAAAUAAUCGAGUGCUCAUGUAGAAUCUGAUGAAAUGAAAAAAAACGGGGACCAGAUAAAUCGUCCUUCAUCAGCUACCCUACUCAGAGAAAAUGUGUGAAUAGGUGCUCAGAUCCUCAUGAGUGUUUGGUGCGUAAUGACUUUAGGGGUUGAUUGGGGACUAAAUCAGUCUUAUUAGCUCCCGACAAGCUGAAUCCCCUCCGUCACCACAGCAGGGGUGGCGUGGAAUUAUUAGGCACAACUUUGUGUUCUGUAGAAAACCUUGCACAUGGUUGCAGGUAGCAAUGGACUGCGUGCGUGUGUGUUUGAAGCCAUUUAUUCUUGAUUUCCUCUCGACUAAAGCAGCACUCCAUGUCUGCCUGCAACCUUAAAAAUCAACCAUGUGCCUACAAAGAUCAACCAAUCCAAACUUCACAACAGUUUCCCUCCAAACAGAUGAAUCAUUUCACAAAGGUGCAGUACUGUAACACACAACCAGAGCUAAUGCUUCUCUUAAUGAAAUGUACUCAUUGCAGUUAACACACUAUGCAUUUCCACCUGUGCAUUUUGGAGCUCUUUUACAGAGCAGACUGACACCCUGAUUCUCAAUAAUCUUCAAUCACUAACUUCGUCACAAAGGCCCCUUCUUUCCCUCAGAAUCACCCACUCACAUUUAAUACCUGCCAAAUACUGAUCUGAGGAGGAUAGUUUAGUCUCAGAAGCACAGGGAGACGGGAAGGGGCCCUCUCCAUAAAGGAGAGCGCGAGCACUGCAUCUACGCACCACAAAAGCUACUGAGAGUAAAAAGAGUGCGCUGUAAUAUACUGAAUAUGUAAAUAAUGUGACUGUACAAUGCUUUAUAGAAGACAGAAAAAACACUACCUUAUGCUCACUGAGGAUUUCUGCACAUUUAAGUUGAUCCAAAGUCAAACAGUAAUCCGAGUCUCUCAACUUUAUCUGCUUCCUAAAAAAACAUUUGAGCAACAAAUACACAAUUAUUUUCUUUAAAUGGGAAUUGGGAGACUGCGAGAGCAAUAGCCAGGGAUCAAAGUAUCUCAGAUCUUUAAGAACUCUGAUUUUUAAUUUGAUUUUAUAGGUGCUGAGCAAAUCAAAACACAAUAGAAACAAAGAAUGUCAGGAGCAUUGUGACUGAGAAUGCCAAAAGGGCUCCAGUGUUAUUUUACUUCCCUCUGUAAUGUAUCAUUUUCUAGUUUUCUGAUGAAUGAAUGCCAGAAUAUAGAGCUUGACGAGUUAUUGUUUUUUUUUUUAUUAUUAUUAUUAUUA
Centropristis striata (black sea bass) is the source of this 4159-nucleotide messenger RNA. It is a transcript of the gene gas6, whose product is annotated as growth arrest-specific 6. Gene Ontology annotation, cellular component: extracellular region. Lineage: Eukaryota; Metazoa; Chordata; Actinopteri; Perciformes; Serranidae. The transcript has 15 exons. Gene Ontology annotation, molecular function: calcium ion binding. The record is from RefSeq and is a predicted model, not a curated record. Bases 405 to 2354 code for a protein of 649 amino acids.